ACUCUCUCCCUUCUCGUACUCCUCAAUUCUCUUCCCGUCCCUCAUCCUCAAUCUCCUCGAACAAGUCAAACACGAAUUACAUCUUCCUGGUCCCCAAGCGUCGAAUCUUUCGAGAAACUCCCAAACUUAACUUAACUUAAUUCCGAACUCGUCAUUCGCCCCCGAUCCGUUCCAAUUCCAUUCACCCCCGAGGCGCAUUCUUUCUCAAGCCAAGGAAGACGAAAAAGCUCGAAAUUGUCAUUUCCCGUCGCCACGUCCCUUUCGCGACCACGUUCUUGAAUCUCUAUUUCACCAUUUUAUUCAACACACGCUAUCGAGAUACACUCCUUCCUUGAUAUUUACGAUCAGACGACUUGACUCUCUUAUCCGUCCUACGUCAAGACGUCGAGUUUUCUUUUGUUUCCGGGACCGUUCUUUGUCUGCUCAUCUGCGCCCAUUUUUCGAGUCUGGACGUGUCAGAUCUACCACACAGCAGCAACAACAAUAACAACAAUCCUCACAACGCGCCGCGCCCUGGUCUGCAGCUCUUCGACACCGACGUAUGAUUUCCCGGCUAGCUGUUUUCGAAUAUUCGAGUCCCCAGAAGUCGACUACAUCCACGUCGGACCCGGAUUCGUCGUCAUGCCAUCCGGGCUUCUACGAUAAACUCCAUUUCCCUACGUAAACCUCGCCGAUAAUCACCUCGUGGGGUGCAUGUUAGAUUAUGACAGACAGGAUCUCAUCCUUGCCUACGCAAUCAGUGACUCCGAGUCAGACGGUCGUACUUAGCCCAAAAUCUACCCCUACCUUACCGAACUAUGUCUCGAAUAAGGUCCAGGGCGCGAUCGAAGAAGAACCGUACACGAUCAAGUGUAUCUGCAACUUCACUGACGAUGACGGGAACACUAUCUAUUGCGAAACAUGUGAUACCUGGCAGCAUAUCGAAUGCUACUAUCCACUUAACGUCGACGAGGCCUUACGGGAAGAUUUUGCACACUCGUGUGUCGAGUGUAAACCCAGACCGCUCGAUCGCCAAGGUGCCUUCGACAGACAACGACUGCGACGGAGCAAGCCCAGUACGAUGGAGGCGUCCGAACGAAAAGUUAAACGACCUCCCACUAAGACGACAAAAAAGAAAACCAAACCAACAGACCUUGGGCCAAGUGGCCAGAUUAAUUUCGAUACCAACUUAAAAUAUUCUCAAGACCACCCUCCCACUCACCAACAUAAGAAGUCCAAAAGUACACACCGGCCUAGUCAAUCAAUUAGUUCCCAAAAUCCGAAACGCAGCCCUUCGUACGGGCAAAGGACUGGGAAUCCCCACGGUCAUCCGCCCAGUCCCGCCACAACACCUCCAGAUAUUCCCCACGAACUUGAAAUACAAUAUUCGAAUGCUUUCUUAAACCUGUAUAAAGACGACCGCGAUGUACCUAUCGUCCAGACAAAUUCCUUUGCAACUCUCUCUAUAUCUAACGUGCUAUCUUUAUGGCUGCGGGAUCACGAUAGAUUGAAAGCAGAGGCAGGGUGCAAAUUUGACGAGGUUUUCCAGUCCCUACCGCCAAAUAUUGACUCCCUUAGAACAUUACCACGGAUCGAGACAAGGAAGUUGCCCGUUGGACCGGAUACGAUCGUACACUGGCAGCACCUUAGGACGUCCGAAACAAUCGAAAAGAACACACCUUUGAUGGAGUUAAACGGCCAAAUCGGAAUACAAAAGGAUUAUUGCGAGGACCCGGAAAAUCGUUGGCAAGAAUUAAGCACGCCGCUCCCUUUUGUUUUCUUUCAUCCCAUGCUUCCUAUUUACAUUGAUACCCGAAAAGAAGGCUCUCUUGCUCGCUAUGUACGACGAAGUUGUAAGCCAAAUGCGGUGCUAGAUACAUACUUAUCUGAUGGUUCUGAGUAUCACUUCUGGCUGGUUAGCGAUCGACGGAUACUACCUUCUGAGCAGAUCACGAUCCCAUGGGAGUUCAAUCUUCAGAAGGACGUAGCGCGGAGGUGGGAACAGUUGCUUGGUCUUGCAGAUGAGGAAGCAGGUACUCAACCCGAGUAUGAUGAAAAAGAGACGGAGACAUACCAGAGUAUUGCUUCAUGGGUUCAUGCUGUUCUUUCAGAAUACGGUGGGUGUGCGUGCGACUUGGGACCGGACUGCGCGUUUGCUCGUUUCCAUCGAACCUAUAUACUCAAGCCACAACAAUCAAAAGAAAUCAAGGGUGUGAAAAAGAAAUCUCGGAAGACCAAAGCAAGCGCCAUUUCUCCCACAAGCACCGGCCACGCGACUAAUAGCCGUGCCCCUAGUGAGGGCCACGGCGAUGAUGGUGCGGAUAACGAUUCUGGGUCUUCGCGUAGCAAACCUCCCAGCCGAGAUAUGACUCCAGCACCACGACAAGGCUCUUUCGAUACGCUAGGCGUCUUAACAGAACUCACAGAUAGAGAUAAGCGAAAGGUCCAGAUGGUUGAAGAUUCGUUCCGUCGCAUGGAACAACAGCAGCAACCUCCACGGAAGAAGAAAAGAACUUCAGAUGGUUCUAGCAAUUCAAAUCCCACCUCAAAGUCAAAACCGAGAGGUUCGUUUAGUCAUCCAGGAGGUCUUUCUAAUGGGGUCGUAGAACGUCGUUACGUUGACGCCGGUACUUCGAGGAGCAUGUCUGGUUCUCCAUCCAGCGCGGUCUCGCCACACACGACUGGUCAUUCUAAACAUUACGAUCCGCGCAACCUCUCUACGCGGGCUCUUGCACGACAUUCCUCCCAGGGAGCCCGACCUGCGUAUUGCGAUGCUUCCGUUCAAACGGACCCGGUCGAUGGUGAAUGGUUUAGUGGUGACUGCCAAACGCCAAAGCCAAAAAGACGAGUUGUAUCAUUGUCAAAGCGUUUACUGGAAUCUCGACAUCGCUUGCGGGCAGAUGAAGAACGAAAGAGAAAGGCUCAUUCCGCCUCUCCCACUUCGAUAACGUCCGCUACUGUCAAGAUGGACCUGGACUCCCCGAAGGUGGAGCACAACUUGACGGUCGUCCCUGAAGCAGAAAAGCUGGAUAAGUCAACGCCACCACAAGUCGAGUCACCUAUUGACACAUCGAUGGAGGAUGCACCAGUGUCGCCCACAGAUACCAAAAGUCCCCCGGUUGUGGUUCCGGCAAUACCUAAGCCGAUAAAAAACAAGUCGCCCGAACUACGUGUUCAAAUGCCGCCUGUCCCCGCGUUUAAUGGCACGGUAGUUCCUAGUGUUACGACUCCGUUGUCUGCAUCUGGGACCCCAACCCAGUCGCCAUUCUCCAGUAGCAAUCUACCUAGUCCAUUCGCACCGGCGUCGGUUAACGGCGUUGCGGUUCAACCUAGCCCAAUCAAGAAGAAGCUGAGUUUGAGCGACUAUACGAAAAGCAGGAUGAAUAAGGCAGCGGCGACAAAACCAGCAGGAGUCUCUUUGAAGCCGCCAAGUAUUGUAUUGGAGGAGGCUAAAUCACCAACAAGCUCGGAUAUUACUACCCUAGAAGCUCCCGUUGCUGAUAAAAGCGCUGAAUGAUCGCUUCAACUAGAAGCGACAUGUCGAGUCGGGAAUACUUGUAAUAUACAGUGGGACGUCCAGAUACUUGACAGCACCCUCUCGAGGCGUAUCUCUUGAUUGCAUCUUGGCCUUAGGUCUCCGUAUGGAGUACUGGGGUCUCAGCGGUGGACACGCCGAAUGGGUAACGUCAUUUUCUACGUCAGGCGUUGGGGUAGGUCUUAAAUGGGGGGGUAUGGUGCGGUCCACGACAGGGCAUCGGCAUGAAGAUCUUCCAAAAGAUAUCGGUUUUAUUUAUUUUCAUUAGAUUCGGUAUGAAUCAUUCUUAACGCGUUACGGCGCGAGGGGCUUCACGCGGCUUGGCUUGGUGGGAUUUUACAUGAACAGGACUUGAACGUUGAUGAGUCGGCCAUUCUGACUGCUCAAGUUGUACCGACAAUACGGAAUGCAACUCUGAGGCAGUCGGUAGUCACGAGGACUGGAAUGGGCGGAGUCCAAAAGGUGUAGAGAUUCGUAUG
Daldinia vernicosa is the source of this 3993-nucleotide messenger RNA. RefSeq lists its product as uncharacterized. The transcript has a single exon. The record is from RefSeq and is a predicted model, not a curated record. The coding region runs from base 704 to 3496 and encodes 930 amino acids. Lineage: Eukaryota; Fungi; Ascomycota; Sordariomycetes; Xylariales; Hypoxylaceae. Gene Ontology annotation, molecular function: protein binding.